This is a messenger RNA of Bemisia tabaci, 1489 nucleotides long. RefSeq lists its product as uncharacterized. The record is from RefSeq and is a predicted model, not a curated record. NCBI's taxonomy places the organism in Eukaryota, Metazoa, Arthropoda, Insecta, Hemiptera, Aleyrodidae.
UUUCACCAAAUUUUACGUUUGUACUUUGGAUGGUCAACUAGAAGGAAGCUAGGACGUUUUUCCACUCUUUUGAAAAAUUAUAUUUCUGGACUCGCGUGUCUUUGGUCUGUCUUCCGAGUUCUGAGGCAUUCGUGCCAUGCCCAUGCCGCGGCCGAUGCGAUCGAUGACACUUGGUUGGCUGUGACCACAUCCGUCUCGCUUCGUUUUACAGCGCCCUCUUUUUGAAUUUCCCGGGCAUCCGCGUCAUCGGUUCGAAAGUGAAUUUGGCGGAAUGGUGGACGAUGAUAGUCGUCGCACGUGCAUAACCUCAAAUAUUGUUUUGUUUAUGUUUUGGUUUUGAAUGUUUUCGUUGUGUGAUUUUGCGCUGGAGUGCUUCUUUUGCCUUUCCGAUCAGAAAAAGUUUUUUCGUACCUACUCAGGCUGGUUUAACUAAAUUACUCUACCAAACCUCUUGUUUUUUUACCCGCUGAGUUCCGAACUGAAGUUUUAGUAUGUCUCAAGAGACCUAAAGUUAUUCAUCACCUAUUGUGGUUUACCACUCUGUCGCAGGAUUACUGUGAGGAGGCAUAGCUGAAGGUUGAUUCAUGAUUCUAUCCUGGUCUUAGAAAAGAAAUUCUUCAAAAAUUGACCUCUUACCAGCCAUGGGGAAGGUGAGAACUGUUGAAAAUCUCAAAAGGAAGGAAAAAGGAGAAAAACACCGAUCGGAACAUCUGCCUUUUUCUGACAAAGAACCGCAUCAAAGUCUCAUCAAAACAUCGAAGAAGAAACAUUUGCCCCAGUCUUUACCAGAUGAUAAGUGCAGUACCAGGAAAAGAAUACCUAUUGUCUUGGAAGAUGAUCAAAAAAGAAUGCAUAAAAUUCGGAAGUUGAAUCAAACUGUCGUUUUUAAGAAGCGCCGUUUCUUACACUUAGCCAUUAGCAAAAUCACAGGCAAGCCAUUAGGCAGUGAGAAAGGAAAACAGAAAAAGAACACUUCUCAAAUGUACCCAAUUACCCCCUCAGAGGAAUCCAUGAAAAAAGUAAUGCGUAUGUGUAAAAGCAAUUAUGAUAAAGUCACUUGUCAAGAAACCAUUCCUUCGAUGAGCGGCAAAGAGUUGUCAUCCGCUAUGUGUCAUUUCAUGCUAAAGCACGAAUGGAACAAAGCUGCCCAGUGUUUGCACACAAUGAUACAGCAUGGUUGCCACACUGUGGGCUCAGAUGAUGCAGAAAUGAAAUCUCUCUUUGCUUUUGCCUUAAAUCACCCUGACAGGAAGCUUGACUUUCUUCUCUCAUUGGUGCCUGUAAUGUUGAAGAGUAAUGAUGAAGCUGACAAAAAGAAGUUUCUCGCGGACUUGUUACAUCUACCAGAAAAAUUGGAGUAUCCAUAUGUCUUCGAGGCAAAUGAAGUUUCUGAUACGAAAAAUCUAUCCACAUUCUUCAGGAACAAGAAAGGGAUCAAAUAUGACGGCUCUGAUUCUGACUAGGUUUUUCAUUCCCUGUACAAUGUUGU